AUGUCGUAUAAUCAUCAACCUCAAUUAUCUGUUAAUUCAGUUCAAUCAGUUAUUGAACCCGUAACACCUCCACCAAUUGGACAGAUGAAUAAUAAGAAAAAUCAUCAAAAGACUCAAUCUUUAGAUCUUUCUACAUUUAAUCACUUUAUUGCAUCUUCUUCUUCUUCUUCUUCUUCUUCUUCUGGUUCCUCAAAUAAUGUUUUGAAUUCUCAUUCUCCAAUGUUAUCAAAUAAUAAUAAUAAUAAUUUAAUAUUUUCUCCUAAAAUUGGUAAUGAUUCUAGAGAUGGUAAUAAAAAUUUACCAUUAAUUGCUGAAUUUGAUAAUUACAAUAAUAAUAAAUAUCAUUCUUCGUCAAAUCAGAGAGGUAAUACUACUGCCACUAAUACUACUGGUGGUGGUAGACAUAAUAAUGGACAAAAUAAAAAAUCAAAGGCAAGUGGGAAAUAUCAUCAUAAUAAUAGUAAGCAUAACCAUAAUAAUAAUGGGAAUUCUAAAAAUAAAUAUAAUGGUAAUGGUAAUGGUAAUGGUAAUGGUAAUUCUUCAUCGUCUUUAUUGUCUUCUUCGAAUUCUGUAACUCCUUUAUCAAUCGAUGAUAUUAAUUCAACAUCUUUAGAAGAUUUGGAUUAUGUAAAAUUGGCAACUGAUCAAUUUGGUUGUAGAUUUCUUCAAAAAAAAUUAGAAUCAAAUUCAUCGAACGAAUCAGAUCUUGUAAGAGAUUUGAUGUUCGAUCAAAUUAAACCUUAUUUUAUUAAUUUAAUUUUAGAUCCAUUUGGUAAUUAUUUAAUCCAAAAACUUUGUGAAUAUUUAACAAUUGAACAAAGAACUACUUUGAUUAAUUCAAUUUAUCCGUAUGUCUUUAAGAUCUCUAUUAAUCAAUAUGGUACAAGAUCUUUACAAAAAAUUAUUGAUACAGUAGAUAAUGAAUCUCAAAUUGAUUUAAUCGUUAAAGGGUUUUCAACAAGUUAUACAUCAAUAGAUCAAAUAGUUGUAUUAAUUAAUGAUUUAAAUGGGAAUCAUGUAAUUCAAAAAUGUAUCUUUAAAUUUCCUUCAACAAAAUUCGAUUUCAUUAUUAAUGCUAUUAUCGAAAAGAAUAAUAUAAUUACAAUUUCUACACAUAAACAUGGUUGUUGUGUCUUACAAAAAUUGCUAAGUGUUUGUACUUUACAACAAAUUUAUACAAUCUCCAUUAAUAUCAUUCAAUUCUUGCCAGGUUUAAUUAAUGAUCAAUUUGGAAAUUAUAUUAUUCAAUUUCUAUUAGACAUUAGAGAUUUAGAUUUUUAUUUUUUGGUAGAAACAUUCAAUAAAUUAUCUGGUGAUUUAUGUCAAUUAUCAUGUUUGAAAUUCUCUUCUAAUGUAAUUGAAAAAUUCAUUAAGAAAUUAUUUGGUGCUGUUAUUGGUGCUGUUAAAGGUGAAGCUCAUCCUAAUAUGACAGAUGAAGUCAUGAAUAAUAUAAUGAACAUUUUAUUGACCAUCAUUGAUAUUUUUACAAUGAAAUUAAAUAUCCUUAUUAGAGAUAAUUUCGGUAAUUAUGCAUUACAAACUUUAUUAGACUCCAAGAAUUAUUCAAUUAUGUUAGAAUACAACGGUAAUGAUUAUAUCUUGAAAAAUAAUCCAAAAUUUUUGAAUUUCUCUCAUGAUUUCACUACUAAAGUUGACAUUUUAAUUCGUCUAACAAAGGACUUAUUACCAAGUAUUAAGACUACAUCUUAUGCAAAGAAGAUCAAAUUAAAAGUUAAAGGUUACGCAGAAUUGUGUAAUAUUGAUUUUAGUGAACCAGCGCAAGCUGUUUCGAAUCUUUCUGGCUCCAAAGAUAACAACAACAAUACAUUAGUCACUACUUCUCAAAAUUCAUCCCUUCUAAUUCCUGAUAAUCAAAGAAAACAACAUCAACGCCAUGUAUCUUUACCUGCAAAUGCAUACCAUAGAAGAAAUAGUAGUAACGUAUUGUCUGUUAAUUCUGCUUUUGCACCUUUAUCUUCACAGCAACAGCAACCGCUAAGUUCUAUCCAAACAUCGAUUACUAAUAUAUUUAAUUCUCAAAAUUCGUCACCAUUGAGUAUUAACCAACCUCAACAAAUGGAAUAUCUAAGUGAGCAACCAUUUAUGCCAUUCGCCGCUAACACAAUCAUGGCUAACAGCGGAUUAACUGUACCAAAUGAUCUAAAUUAUGAUGAAGAUUUCAACUUGGCCAAACCAUUAGCUAACCUGACUUUAAAUUCAGGGGUAACUUCUUCACAACCACUAUUUUUCAUGAAUGAACUAGGUCCCACAUCUAAUAGUAACAGAAAUGUUAGCACAAGUAGUAGUUCAAGUAAUCUCCUACAAAAUAAUAGUUACAGUUCUACUAGUAGCGCCACUGUGAACAGUUCAAACCCAAAUAACAAUUUUAUGACCGCCCCAACAUUAAUGAACACAUUGAGCAUUGCAUACAACCCAAAUGAUAGAAACAACUCCAGUAACUUUAAUGACUUCAAACAUAUGGCCUUACAACCUCAACAAAGAAUUAUCAGCAAUCCGUUUCCUAAUCAAUCAUUCCAAACGAUGAAUACAAAUCAGGGAACUACAAGUAAUGCGACUUCUCAAAUAUAUAAUAGCAACACAAAUAAUGGUACUUUACUUGGUGGAAUCAAUAACAUUCCGAAUAUAAAUGGAACUGAUAACUUCAAUGAUUCGUUCGGCUAUUAUUGA
Molecule: messenger RNA, 2688 nt
Organism: Maudiozyma saulgeensis
Lineage: Eukaryota; Fungi; Ascomycota; Saccharomycetes; Saccharomycetales; Saccharomycetaceae
Source: the annotation of a GenBank genome assembly